AUGCCAGAACAAGCUUUUGUCUCCGCGCUUCGUAUCCCGACAAAUCGCCUCACGCUAACUCUCGCCGCACUAGCUGCUUCGGCCUUCGUCCUCCCCGCCGCAUACCGCGACUACCAGAUCUUCAAAUCCUACGGACCAGGCGGGGUUCCGAACAACGCGCUAGGAUGGAUUCUUGUUCGCGUGCUGUUCCAGCCCUUCGGUCGCGAAAUGCUCAGUACGGAGGAGUAUGUGCGGCGGAUUGAGGCGGCGGAGGGUCAUGGGAAGGGUGACGACGGCUUCUUGGCUCUUUCGGGCGAGCCGCUGGGGAGCCGUGGGGCGAGGCCGGUUGUGGGGCCGCAUGUUGUGCCACAGAGACAAUUGACGCAGAUUCCUGAUGAGGCCGUUAUGGAAAAACUGCGCAAUGCGUUCAAUUCUUUCGCGCAUCGCAAUCAUCAUCUUGUCAAGCUGACUCGGUCAAAUCUGGAAAGGCAUGCUGAUGGUAUGUUCCUUGCGGACAAUCUCCCUGCUUCGGGUCUUGCACAGAUCAUGAAGCGUGAGAUUGCGCAUGUUCAUUUUGGAAAUGAUCAUUCGCUGCAUGCGGUGCUUGCACCUGCUGAUUGUAAACGGAUUAUUGAAUUAGGCUGGGGCCAACGCCAUGCCUUCUCCGGAUCAUCGGCAAUGACCUUCCUUUCUCUGGGGACACGGCCUGAUCUCCCUGCCGAGUAUAUCCUGAUAUAUGCUCCUCGAACAGAGGCUGAGAUUGAGACAGUCAUGCAUAUAGUCUCGGCAAGUAUCAAGUUCAUGACGGGGAGGGAAGAUGUACGUUGA
Molecule: messenger RNA, 807 nt
Organism: Penicillium brevicompactum
Lineage: Eukaryota; Fungi; Ascomycota; Eurotiomycetes; Eurotiales; Aspergillaceae
Exons: 3
Coding region: 1-807 (268 amino acids)
Source: RefSeq, a predicted model, not a curated record